AUGGCGCUGGGACAGUCAGAGGAGAAGAUCGUUUCUCAGGUGGAGAACCGUCCUGUUAACCACCACUAUGAUGGCGAAGCAGCCGCACGGCCAGAUCAAGAUGCCGCUGACAUGGCCAGGCUGGGUGUAGCCCAAGAGACAAAGGUCUGUAAGCUUCAAACCGUUGCAAUUGUUGGAUAG
This is a messenger RNA of Trichophyton benhamiae CBS 112371, 180 nucleotides long. RefSeq lists its product as uncharacterized. The transcript has a single exon. The coding region runs from base 1 to 180 and encodes 59 amino acids. Lineage: Eukaryota; Fungi; Ascomycota; Eurotiomycetes; Onygenales; Arthrodermataceae. The record is from RefSeq and is a predicted model, not a curated record.